AUGGCGGAUUACAACGGAGAUGUCAUAGACAUGGAGGGAAACGACCUGCUAAUAAGUCACGUGGAAAGUAAAGACAAAGGUGGAAAGUACAACGUCCGUUUGUUUAAAUUAAAGUCGAAAAAUGAUAAGUCAAGGGAGUAUGAAAUAAACGACUCCAUGUCGUCGGAGGCAUUCUUGAAAGGAUACCUACACAAUAGCUCCGAUUUGGUAAUGCUCUCAGAUGACACUUUUUCUCUCUACGAUAGUGAAAAAAAAAAAAAAAACACAUUAACAAAUUUGAAUGACUGCGAACCAAGCGACUUUGUAUACUUUAAAAAAAACAUCAUUUUUAUACAAAAGAAUAAGUGUUCCCUAUUUCAAGCGAGGACAAAUGGCAAAUGUAGCACUAUGCUAAAUUUGAAGGAGCCUCCUGUGAAGGUGAAUUUUUGCUCCCAUAUGAAAAACAUCAUAUAUCUGAGUACCAAGAGUAGAGUGUACUUUUUGAAGCUGCUUCAUUUGAAGGACAAAACGUUGAAGCUUAGGAAUACUAAUAUGAGUCUCCCUACCAAAUAUCGACAGGAGGAACAUGUAUACCAUUCGCACAGGAAUGAAAAUCCGCAGGGCAAGAAUGAAUACAAAGAAGUCAUACACGUCUGUAGUUACUCAUGUAAGGAUGUCACUGUAUACAAAUUUGUAAAGGGACAAGUGAAGAAUAAGAAGAAGUGCUUUACCAAGCUCGAUAUAAGGAUGCUAAAUGAUGAGUCCAUAAAGGGGGUCUUCUUUUUCAAAGUCAAACAUUCGUCAAGGGGUUGCAACAAUGGGGAGGAAUCCGCACGUGAGGGGGGACACCUUAGUACCUCCAACGCAAGUGGUGAUGAAAAUGUGAAUCAUGUAAGUCAUGCCAACGAGGGAGAAAACUCCCACGAUGUUGCAGAUUCUAAAGAAGUAUCUGAACGGGAAGACCAAAAUGGAGAGGUAGAAGUAGCCCAUGAAGGACAAACAAGCAGCACAUCCCCUACGAAGGAAGAUGUUAUAAAACUGUACCUACUCAUAUAUAGUAAUAGUGGCAAAGUUCUGAUUUACCUCAUCGAUUACUUGAACUUGCCCCAUUUUAAGUUCGGUCUAGCACACGUCAGCAAGUGCCCGCUAGCACAGAUGGAGCUGCCAUUCAAAGUAGCGCAAAUAUACGACGCAUCUGAUAAUCUCCUUAAAAGAGUAAUGAAGCAAAAAAAUAUCCUAAAAAAGAAAAAAGAAAAUUCCCCCAAUUUUUCAAAAUAUCUACACCAUAUGGAUAACAAAUACGCCUACAUAAAUAGUAACUUUUUCAUGGAUACAAUUUUUAUAAGUGAAAAAUCUGCUGUUAUUUAUACUAUACAAAUACGGCAUGAUUUUUUAACCAUCCCAGAAGAGGGUGAAGAAGUUGUGCUCCUAAAGGUCAUGAACGCGAAUGAGAAAAUUGUAGCCAUUAAAGAUGUGGAGGAUAGUGAAGUGAAAAAAAAUUUGGUUCACAAAAUUUUGAACGAAUCUAAAUUUUCCUGCUACUCCGAUAGCGACUCCUACAUUGACAGUGACAUCACGUGGAAUGACGACAGUGACAAAACGGACAGUUGUGAUGAGGACAAAUCGGAUUACAGCGAAUGUGACGUAACUGCCGAUCAGGGACAUGUGAAUAACAGCACAGGUGAUGAUACGGUGAAACAGGAUUUGCCUCUCCCAGGGGGUAAAAUCCAAUUAGUACAAAUGGCCUGCAAUGAGCCGAGUAAAAACGCUGCAAAAAGUUGUGCCCACAAUGAUCAGGACAUCGAUGUGCAGGACGAUGUGCAUGACGAUGUGCGUGACGACGCAUCCGCCCCCGAAGAAGAACCGUCCAAUGCAAGCAGCCACGAAACGGAUCACCUCAAACAGGGCGAAAAAGGCGCCGCAAGGGAAACCCACCAAGGGAUCGACGAAUUUGAGGUCACCACGAAUGUGUCAAGAAAUGAUGGAAGUGUGUCCAACUCGACGAGGGAAAAGAACGGGACGCACGCGUCGUGCAGUUCGACGCCUUCCUUGGGGGGCAGCGACACUGUGCUAGGCAGGGUGGAUGAGGAGGAACAAACAGACGAAUUGGGAGAAGCCAACUUAACGGACCAAAAGGGCGAGGAAAGGAAAAAAAGAAAAUUAAAAAAGGAGGAAAGUGCACCAGGCGUGGACAUUCCAGAGGGAAAUUUUUUACAACGCGAAAAUGUGAAGAAGUCUAAAGUAGGAGACAGUUCAUUAGACGAAUUGACAUGCGAAGUAACGGGCCAAGUGGCAGAUGACGUGCCGAGACGGAACAAAAUGAACAUCACGGAGGACUGCUUUAACGAUAUGGAAAGUCCCUCCGAAGGGGAAACAAAAAACAACAACAGCGAAAAUGUAGUAACCCCGAGUGAUAAAUUUUUAGCCCUGUCAUCCAUGAUAAAGCUAAAUAUAUCCCUAGGAAGAUACCAUAUUGUUAGUAUGCUGGUUAAAGUAAAAGACAAGAAAUUGAUAAAAGAUACAGUUUCCAAUUUGGGAAAAAAAUAUUCCAUAAAAUUGUUAGAGGUUCUUUUGAAUUCUCUUGCCAGGAGUAGAUUUUUUCUAGGCACUUUUUUUUUCUGGAUUAAAGCCAUAUGUAAAGAACAUAAAGAAACGCUGAAGGGCAAGAAGUAUCGGAAAUUGGUGACCAAAAUAUCUCUCCUCGCGGAAAAUAAUUUGAAAAAUGAAGGUAUAAUAAAACAUGUUAUAAACAAAAUUGAUUUUACAAUCGAUCAUAUUAGAAAAAACCUAAUUUCCGACAAUGAUCAAAUUUUAAAUUAUCAAGAUGGAACCAUCAUGAAGUGA
Molecule: messenger RNA, 2823 nt
Organism: Plasmodium coatneyi
Lineage: Eukaryota; Apicomplexa; Aconoidasida; Haemosporida; Plasmodiidae
Exons: 1
Coding region: 1-2823 (940 amino acids)
Source: RefSeq, a predicted model, not a curated record